AUGCAGUAUCAACCUAGUUCUAGCUUACAAGAUCGUAAUUUAUGGGCACCGUAUCAACGUGAUCACCUAAGUAACGGUGACAAAAUUGCACUUAACAAAUUGUAUCCACCUGCAGUCGGAUUCGGCGGAUGGAUUCCACAACAAGGUACUACGGGUUUAUACUAUUGUGAAAGGCAUAAUAUGGAAGAUAAUAAUGCACCAUUUGGUAAAAUUGGUGUAAAUGGUUACUGUAAUCCUAAUAAAGGUCCAAAUUGCCCUACUUGUCGACAUUAUGGUGGUAUACAAGAGAGGCGCAAUGAUGAAGGACGCAAGGCGAAACAAGGAGAAACAGGAUUAUUUUAUUGA
This is a messenger RNA of Rotaria sordida, 345 nucleotides long. The record is from the annotation of a GenBank genome assembly. Lineage: Eukaryota; Metazoa; Rotifera; Eurotatoria; Philodinida; Philodinidae.